GGUGGGGGCAAGGAUUAACCAAGAGGGAGCAUUACCAUUUUUACCAUCUGCUUUACAUCUGCUACAUCAUGUUUCAUCUUGAGAAAUGAGUUUUAUGGAAUAAAUGCUUACAAAACACUUAUAAAAUAUAAUCACUAUUAAAAUACUGACGUCAUAAACCACUUGGUGCCAGACUUGUAAAAACAUAAAUUUGAAAUAAAAAUCAUUGACGAGUUCGAAAAGUAAAUAAAACCAGUUGGGAUAAUUUUCUAAAGCAGAAUGAGGAUUUACUAUUUGAAUAACGUUUCAAAAUACUUAGUUUGUUCAGUUCCAAAUAAAUAAGACAGUCGAGGUUAUCACAAGUAAAAACAUGUUUCUGUGUAAAAUUGUGUUUAUUCUGUUUCUAUUAACUAGUGGAAGGAAUUGUGAAGAACCUCGCUGUUCUAAAUAUGAUUUUGAGGAAAAGGUUCUGGAAAAAAUGGUACGCAUGGAAUUUCAAAUGGAGCAAAUGAAAAGUGAAGUAGAACAAUGCGUUAACAGAGUUGAAAGUAUCAAGGUGAAAGUUAGUGACCAGAUGACGACAAAUCAACAAGAGCUAGAAAAAGGUUUUAAUGUCAGAAUGAAAGAAGUAUCUAAUUCCAUAGCAAUAGCUAAGGCAAAACUUCGCGAACUUCAAGAUUUUAAAGAUACGGCUGUUACACCAACAAUUGCAUUUAAGGCAAGAUUACAUGUAGACACAACAGUGACAACUUUUGGUCAGACGAUAGUGUUUCCAACAGUAAUCUUUAAUGAAGGAGACGCGUAUAACCCUAAUACAGGAAAGUUUACAGCACCCGUCAGUGGGACAUACAUGUUCAGUUUAGCUUUUUGUGUCUACAGCAAAAAAUCACUGGUUGUAUCUAUAAUGAUUGAAGAGACGAAAUACACAACGUCAAUGUUCUAUGGCGAUGCAAAUCAUGAAUGUUUAUCUGCUGAUACAGUAGCGAUAGCGAGCGCUGGACAGAACAUAUGGGUUCAAGUACUACCAGCUAGUAGUAUUGGUCCUUCGAAAAUUCUCGACCAAGAUGUUUACCGAUGGAAUACAUUUUCUGGUGCUUUGAUAAAUAGGCGUUAA
Ruditapes philippinarum (Manila clam) is the source of this 1093-nucleotide messenger RNA. Its product is annotated as heavy metal-binding protein HIP-like. Gene Ontology annotation, molecular function: protein binding. Bases 350 to 1093 code for a protein of 247 amino acids. NCBI's taxonomy places the organism in Eukaryota, Metazoa, Mollusca, Bivalvia, Venerida, Veneridae. The record is from RefSeq and is a predicted model, not a curated record. The transcript has 2 exons.